Molecule: messenger RNA, 6491 nt
Organism: Phyllotreta striolata
Lineage: Eukaryota; Metazoa; Arthropoda; Insecta; Coleoptera; Chrysomelidae
Source: the annotation of a GenBank genome assembly
CUCAAUUUGCAGCCCGAUAAUCGCGGCAUCCUUGUAACUUUUAUUUUCCAUCGCCUUCCACCCGGCGGUUUUAUCGAUGUUUGCAUCUCGGUCUGUUCGGUUGCACGUAAACGCGAUCCAACGAAAAAGCACGUGCGGUAGAUUCUCGAUGGUAAAAUGGGUGAUGGUAGAGGACAGUCAGAUGUUCCGCGCGCGCCAACUUAGAUGCUGAAAUUCGCCUACCUCGAUUAAUUAAAAACGGUGAUUAAAUUGGACAAGUGACAACGGGCGCAAAGUUGUUGUGUUGUAGUCUAAAAAACGUUUCGAUGCAGAAAAAAAGUGCACGGGAAUUAGUUUCGGUCUUUCGCAAUGCGUUGAUUGAACGUGAACAAUAUUGCUCUACUGGGUGUUUGGUUGUCGGUGUCGCAAUGUGCAAUUGCUGAUAUUUUUUUUCAUUUCUCCUCUGUGUGAUCUGAUGAGGUUUUCCUUGGUUUUGGAUAUACGUUUUGUGCGUACCCGCAAUGGCAUACGUUAUUUGGAGGGUCGUGAUGAAGAAGUAUUCGAAAUUUCGAAUGGGGUUGCACGGGGUUACGCCGACGUCGACGCGAGCGCUCACCUACGACGAGGAAUCGUGGAAACAAUCCCCCGAAGAUUCCCUCGCCGACGACCGAACCUCCCUCAAAUCGACCGAGCAGAGCAAAACCAAUCGGGUGAAGAACUACAUCAAGAAAUGCAAGAACGCCUUGAGCACCAGCAAAUCGGCCAGCGUCGAUCUAUCGAGCGCCUCCAGCUCUUGGUACGACGACGACAAAUCCGCCUCUAAUGUCAGAACGCACGAAACCAACGAAUUGGAGGACGUCUUCGAGGAGGCGCAGGUGCGCCUCGACGUCGGAUCCGGCACGAGCUUCUUCCAAGUGGCCAACGUGGUCGAAGUGAAAAUCCAACACGCCGACGAGCAUUCCGAUGCUCUGGAGGAACUGGUCGAAUCGGUCGUUUGCGAAGAACCAACGGACACCUCCGCUAUCUUGAACGAAACGCAAGAUCAGAAGGACGGUAGAUCCGAAGGUGGAGGAGGCGAAAAUUUGGGGUUUCCUGAUGAUGGAGAAGCCGUACCGUUGAUCAAAAGCGACGUGGAGAGCUUGGUCGACAAAUACUUCGGAGGUUUGUACAAGAAUUACGAACGUUCCAGAAAAUGUUUGGUGAGGCAAGCCAGAGACGUGCUCGUCUGCGAAUACCACGGCUGUUUGCUGAAAUUCGAGCAGGAGUUUUGCACGCAAGCCGAGAAACUCCUGCGACAUAUUAAGUAUGGGCACACCGACGAUGGUUCAGCGCCAAAGGGAUGGCCGUUGUGCGUCGGCGAAUCCGGUGUAAUAUUGCACCUAGGCCCGCUCGAUCCUUCCAAUGUGAGAAACAGGGACUGCUACAUUUGCGUUCGAAACCGCAGCGCCCCAGGUGUUGAAGUUACGCUGUUUUGGAGGCAGGACCACGAGUUACUCAGCCACACUGUGGCCCAAUUUCGAGACCCUCUAGCUCAAUCUUUAGAUGACAUAAUGUGUUCGAAUCUCAGGUCCAUAUCGGAUCUAGAAAUAACGUCGUACGACGACUACGAUGGCACCGAGCUGCCGGAAAUGCUCCAGAAUCUGCUGGUGUCCGUCGAGCACGCCAUCAAACGAGUGCCUUUAGACGAUUUGACGUUUCCUUGUCCGCAGUGCCAGCAAUUCCUGCCGUUGGACAGGCAGGACGAGGAGGCGGGCGCGUCGUGCGCGUGUCAGUGUCAGUGUCGAUUGCCCGAGCACCAGGUCCUUAAAAAGGACUCUUCGAUACAGACGAGCCCGAUGUUCGAAUUCGUCGGGUCCAUACCGCACAUCGAUAGCGACGAGGACGACGAUAAGGAAUCCGUAAAAUCAGGAAUAUUUAAUAAAAAACUGGAAAUUGCGAGACCAAAACGAAUUAGCGAACUUCCUGAUAAACUGCUUAUGUCAGGAAUAAAUCUACCAGGUACAACAGAUGCGAAUGGGAAUCCUAUUCUUCUUUGCUACGCUGAGUGCAUUACGAGAGCCGGACUGAACAAAUACGAAAUAGCCAAAUUGUUGUUGUAUUAUUCCUCAAUACCGACAUCCGAUAUUCGAGAGAAAAGCUUCACCGUUCUGCUCAUAGCCGAAAACUCCAACUACUCGAGGGCCCUCGAAAUUUUGGACAAGUCGGUUUUUCUAAUAGGCAACUCCAUAAAGGUCGAUAAAUUCUUGGUGUGGACGCCGGGCCAGAAGAGCACCAGGGAGUUCAAGAAAUUGGCCAGCAAAAUUCAGGUGAUUGUAUUGAGCGACGAAUCGUCCUUAAGCAAUUACAUUUCGAGGGAUCAGGCGCCGACGAGUUGCGGCGGUGCGUGCACGCACGACCAACUCGAAUGGGUGGAGUUCUUCAAGCAACUCGAGCCGUUCGUCGUCGAUUGCAGAGCGGCGGGAAAAUCCCUCCUGAACACGCUGUCAUUGCUCAGCAACGAGGAAGUCCCGCACCAGAUCAACCGCAAGUUCAUAAAUCACCAGUGCAGGCAAAUCACGAAAGCUUUGGAAUUCGAUAACGUGCUGAGGCUGCGAAGAGACGGCAGGAGAAUCCUGAACAGUUUGGAGGAGCGCAGCCAAUGGUUGGCGUCGAGCAGAGACGUCGAUCGAAGCAAGUCGCACGCCGUUGAAUGUUUUAACGCCGUCGAAAAAGUCACAGAUAGAUUGGAACGAUUGAAACACGACAGAAUGGACGCCAUCAAGGAACUUGCCAAGUUCAGGAAUUUACAGGAGGAGGGCGACGAGUUGCUCACGUGGACUAAAAAAAUCGGCGAGGAAACCCUGAACAGUCUAACGCUGCUCCUGCGAGCCGCAGGAGAUGCGGCUGCAGUCAAAGAGGUCGCCAACGAUUUCGAGAAGUUCUUCUUCAACGCAUGGCGGCAAAUCGAAAAGUCGAAUGACCUGUUUGAAGAAUGCAAGAACAUAAUGGACCCGAAGGGCCAGGAAGUGAAAGAGUUCUUCGGCAACUUGAACAUCCAAAUGAAGGCGUUUAGAGAGAAGCUGGAGGACACCAGGGAGAAGAUAGAGGACAGUUCCAGGUGCUUCCAGUUGCUGGACACGUGCCAGAAUCUCCUGGACGUCGAGAGCAAGGAGCAGGCCGAGUUCCUGCGACUGACCCAGAAUUCCUCCAACGAUAAACUGAUGAACUUGUAUCGGACCGUCAAGAAGUCCAGCAGCUUCGUUAGCAAUCCCAACCAACCGCCGGACAAGCCGAAGCAGCCCCAACACCAACACCAGCACCAGCACCAGCACCAGGACCUCAGCCCGCAGUACUCCACGCUGGAGAUAUCGGCCUCCAGUACGCCCGUCAAGCAAUCGACGCAAUCCAGAAGGCGAUCGGUCAGCUCGUUGGCCUUCAUCUACCACUGCAACCAUCACGCCGCCGGCGAAAUGUGCAACUGCUGCGAAUCCGACACCGAGAGCAGCGUCUCCUACAAGCUGCGCAAGAAGUACAUCCAAACCUUGCAGAACUGCAGCUGCCCCGCCAAGGACUCCUUGGAGCGGAAGAACAGCGGCACGUUGGGCGGCAUCAAAGAGGAGAGCGUCGAGGACAUCCUCGAGAAGAUCGACUCGGAUUGCAACCGAUGCGACAGCGGCGUCUCCACCGCCGAGAACUCCGUCGGCGACGAGAUCAGCUACAACAAGAAGAAGCUGCAGCGCACCUGCUCGUGCCCGUACUUCAGGGAGAGCUGCAUACUGUGCGGCGGCGGCAGCUCGAGCGCCGGCUCCAACCAGGACAACACCGAGAACCAGCAGGACAGCAUUAUCGAAGAAUGCAGCGACGGAUUUAUUAAAAGCGGCAGCAGCGAUGAUAUCGAAGAGGACCAUUACACUGAAGAGAGGAAGAGCGUGCCGCCGGUGUUGGCUAAUAACCACCUCUACUGUCACUCGUCCACGUUGGACAUACCAUUAGAUGCCUUAUACCACAACAUGGAUCCGAAAACUAAAAAGACACUUACGUUCAUCGUAAAGGAAAUGAUCGAAACCGAACGCGACUACGUCAAAUCCUUAGAUUAUAUCAUAAUAAAUUACAUACCGGAGCUGCAACGGGAGGACAUCCCGCAGGCGUUGCGCGGCCAACGGAACACAGUAUUCGGAAACGUGGAGAAAAUCUACGAAUUCCACAGCAGGCACUUUUUAGGCGAACUGGAAGAUUGCAUCAACAAUCCCCUGCAAGUCGGCCAGAUAUUCCUCAAAUACGACAAGCGCUUCUACCUGUACGCGCUCUACAACAAGAACAAACCGAAAUCCGACUCGCUGAUGUCCGAAUACGGUUCGGCGUUUUUCAAGAGCAAGCAACUGGAGCUGGGCGACAAGAUGGACCUGGCCAGCUACCUGCUGAAGCCGGUGCAGCGCAUGGGCAAGUACGCGCUGCUGCUGCAGCAGAUGAUCAAGGCCUGCACGGCCUCGUACAGCAACGCCAGCGACAGGGGCAGCCAGGAGAUCGACGAUUUGAAGCAGGCCGAGGAGAUGGUGCGCUUCCAGCUCAGGCACGGCAACGAUCUGAUGGCCAUGGACUCCAUCAGGGAAUGCGAUGUGAAUCUAAAGGAGCAAGGACGACUUUUGAGGCAGAACGAAUUUUUAGUUUGGGAAGGACGUACUGGUAAAAAAUCCUUGAGGCAGGUGUUUCUAUUCGAAGAACUGAUACUGUUUAGUAAAGCUAGAAGAUUUCCCGACCGUAAGAAUCUCGAUUUGUACAUUUAUAAAAACAGCAUCAAAAUGACUGACAUUGGAUUGACUGCCAAGGUGGGAGACAGUCCGACCAAAUUCGAAAUAUGGUUCAGGAAACGGAAACCGAACGAUACGUUUACAUUGCAGUCGAUGACCGAAGAGGUGAAGAAAAUAUGGACGGAGGAAUUGUCACAACUCCUCUGGCGACAGGCGAUCAAAAACAGAGCUGUUCGAAUGGCGGAAAUGUCUUCGAUGGGUAUCGGCAACAAACCGUGUUUGGACAUAAGACCAAGUGAUAAUCAAAUUAGCGACAGGUCGAUAAGCAUAGCUCAAUUGAGCCGAAAUGUGCCGAGGUUCCGCGGCGCGACGGCGACGCCGGUGAUCGAGAGCUGCAGGCCGGCGGCGAGGCCGCAGUCGGUGAUAUCGAUGUCGAGCGUCUCGUCGAGCAGCACCAGUUCGGGAGGAUCUGCGGGCGCCCCUGCCGGAGCGAACACGGGCCCGCUGGGCCUGGCGUACGAGAACUCCUGCGAGAGCGCCCAGGCCUACCACAAGUCGUCGACGUUGAAUAGCCAAUGCUCUGUAGGUGAGUGGCGGGUAUUCGGAAUGUUCGCGAGAAAGGUGGAAUUUUGUUUUCUUGCGCUUCGUGGAAUUGUUGCGAGAUGAUCGACGAAGAGUUUCGCAUAUUUGGUGGUUUUUUUUUUUGGGAAUUUUUGGUGUUGACUAAUGGAUUGUUUUUGGGUUACAGAAAGCGGUAUCAUAGCUGACAUGUCUGUGGGCUCCGAUGAAUUCUCCGAACCUGCACCGACGGGCCUUUAAUUCCGCAGGAAAAUCAACGGAAAAAAGAAUAUACUAAUGAUAUAGAAAACAAAGAAAAAUCUUUUUAUAUUUAUAUAUUUUUUAUAAUUUGUUUUUUGGCUGUUUUAAGUCAACAUACACCAUGUGCCAGGUUAUAUUCUAAUUAGUGUUUAAGUGGAUUUUUAAUUAUCGGUUUCCGGAUUUCCCAAUUAAAAUUCGAAAUUAUUUUGUAAAUAAUUUAAGCACGAAAAACAGUUUAUUCGUUUCGCCGUUUCUUAUUGUACCGUGCGUGUUUUUUCUGUAUAGGAAUCGUUCCGUAAGAUUUUAUUUUAUUAGCGAAUAAUAGAGUACCUUAUUAUCCAGAAAAAAAUUUAUAUAAUUUUAAUCUUUAUUAUCGAAUACCAAUUAAUUUAUUAUUUUUCUUUAGUGUGUACUUAAGGAUAGGAGGAGUCGACUAACAUAAAAUGAAAGAUAGUAUCAGGGAAUUAUCGAUCGCGCUUUUUUUUUGUAAAUAUACAAUAUUUAAAAAAAAUAAAUUCCGUUAGAUAAACACUUGAUCACUAAUACAAAAAAACAGUUUUCUUUUUGUAAAUGCAUGAAUUUUUUAUAUUAUACAGUGUAGUCAUGUACGAAAUUAUUGGAAAAUAUAAAUAUUAUAUGAUGAAUUUUAUUAACUUUUUUUCACCUUAUAUAUCCUUUUUAUAGCAGGAAUAUUUAUUACCAGGCGAUCGUAACUCCAUCUAGUUUAUUUUAGUUGUAUCACAAGUCUCUGGAAAAUCGAUACAGUCCCUGCCAUAGAGAUAUCUUUUCUGGCUGUAAUUUCCUUUAAUCCUGCUUAGCGAUAGAUCCAUUUUAUUUUCGAUGUUUUUCCAUCAAAUGUUUGUAAACAAUUAGACUAACAAUGUGAGUAAUAAUAAUGGAAAAUAAAUACAACCUACGUGCAUGUAUAAACGAAAUUCAAUCUCAUUAGAGAGCCGUAAACCAUAU